Messenger RNA from Xiphophorus hellerii (green swordtail), 4750 nucleotides. Its product is annotated as brain-specific angiogenesis inhibitor 1-associated protein 2-like. The coding region runs from base 214 to 1905 and encodes 563 amino acids. Gene Ontology annotation, molecular function: protein binding; cytoskeletal adaptor activity. The transcript is spliced from 15 exons. NCBI's taxonomy places the organism in Eukaryota, Metazoa, Chordata, Actinopteri, Cyprinodontiformes, Poeciliidae. Gene Ontology annotation, biological process: actin crosslink formation; actin filament bundle assembly; plasma membrane organization. The record is from RefSeq and is a predicted model, not a curated record. Gene Ontology annotation, cellular component: cytosol; nucleoplasm.
UGGGGAGCCGGUGUGGGCGAAGCGGAGGACUCUCCUAUAAAACCCGGGAUCCCACGAACAGACGCGCUCGUCUCUCCCAGGCAAGAGUCGUGUUUCCCUGCCUGACAGCUGCCUCGUCCCCCCGCUACAGCUCGGAAAGGAACCGAGAAUCCCCCCACAGCUUCCGCAGAGAAGAGAGCUCCGUAUACGGUUGUGACUGACGCUCCAGCGAGGAUGUCCCGGACCGACGAAGUGCACCGCAUUACGGAGAAUGUCUACAAGAACAUCAUGGAGCAGUUCAACCCGUGCCUACGCAACUUCAUAGCCAUGGCGAAGAGCUACGAGAAGGCGCUCACCAGUGUCACAUAUGCUGCAAAGGGCUACUUCGACGCUCUGGUGCGGAUGGGCGAGAUGGCCAGCGAAAGUCAAGGCUCUAAGGAUCUUGAAGAGGCAGCAUGGGAUGUGCUCUUUCAGAUGGCUGAAGUGCACAGACAGAUCCAGAUCCAGCUUGAGGAGAUGCUGAAGUCUUUCCACAACGAGCUCCUCACAGAGCUGGAGAAGAAGGUGGAGCUGGACGCGCGCUACCUGAACGCGGCGCUGAAGAAGUACCAGAUGGAGCACAAGAGCAAAGGGGAGAGUCUGGAGAAAUGCCAGGCGGAGCUGAAGAAGCUGCGCAGGAAGAGCCAGAGCAGCAAGCACCCCUCCAAGUAUGGAGAUAAGGAGAUGCAGUAUGUGGAGGCCAUCAGCAACAAGCAGAGCGAGCUGGACAGCUACAUCGCCGAGGGCUACAAGAACGCUCUGUCUGAGGAGCGGAGGAGGUACUGCUUCCUGGUGGACCGUCAGUGUGCCGUGGCCAAGAACAGCAGUGCCUACCACAACAAGGGUAAGGAGCUUUUGUCCCAGAAGAUCCCCGUGUGGCAGCAGGUGUGCGCCGAACCGACCAAGCUGCCGGAUCGGGCCAUGUUCCUGGCACAGCAGAUGAGCGGCGCGGCGGGCGGCGUGCCUCCCGGCGCCCUCCACCCCGGCAUCCCCGAGCCCAUCUCUGGCGCCAAACCUCUGCCCAUGCCUCCAGAGCUGGCAGCCCUGCGGGCCGGCGCCACCAUGGGCCAGCAGCGGCUGAUGGACGGAGCGAUGCCGGUGAUGAACGGAGCAGCAGGUGGAGAGGACUACCAGCAGUGGAUGGAGAGCAAGGUGGCGCAGGGCAAAGCCUCCCCGCAGCCUCAGCGGCACGGAGCGGAGGUCUACUCCAACACCCUGCCUGUGCGCAAGGCCGCCCCCACAAAGAGCAAGACCCCCCAACUGGAGACUCGCACGCUGCCUCGCUCCAGCUCCAUGGCUGCAGGUCUGGAAAGGAACGGCAGAACUCGAGUCCAGGCCGUCUUCUCCCACGCCGCCGGAGACAACAGCACGCUGCUGAGCUUCGCCGAGGGCGACGUCAUCACCCUGCUGGUGCCUGAGGCGCGAGACGGCUGGCACUACGGCGAGAACGAGAAGACGAGGAUGCGGGGCUGGUUUCCCUUCUCCUACACCCGGCUGGUCUCCGAGAGCAACGGCGACACCAUGAGGCAGCUUCGAGUUCACAACCUCCACCAUGGGAAAAGCAGCAGCACAGGGAACCUUCUGGAGAGAGAGGACAUGCCUCUGCCCGGCCCCGAUUACGGCACUCACACACGAAUGUCUGCACAGAGCACCGCCACGCUGCACAGGCAACAGCGUCCCUACAGCGUCGCGGUGCCAGGCUUCCCGCAGCAGGGAGUUGAAGAGUACGAGCCCCGCUUCCCCACCAGGAGAGAUCCGCCCAGCGAGCCGACUGUGGAGGCUCCAGCUAAACCCCUGCUUCCUGAUGAAGGUGAAGCUGAGGAGGAGCAUCUUGAUGAAGCUCACUACGACUCCUUGGAAACCUCCACGGCCACGGAGAGCCCCUGAGCUGCAGCACAAUUAUUUGACUUCCCAAUGAAGUGCUCAAAAAAAAAAAGGUUACAUUAGCAGGAAAAACAGAGAUGAUGUGAUGUAAACAGUCGAUGUUCAUUUGAUGUUCGACGAUCCAGACAAACUUUUGACUCCUUCAGUUUGUAGAUACUUUAGGUAAAAAUGGACACAAAGAAUUUUUUGUAGUUGGACAAAAAUGUGAGCUUCUUAUAUACUUGUUUUAGAUGUAGCCAAUUAUUUAGAGCGGAAAAGGGGCUUUAAGGCCAUUUUCAAGGUGUUUUACCUUUUUUCCCUUGCGUUAUUACUGCCUUCACCCAGAGCAACAGCGCCAUCUGUUGUUGCUGCUGCAGCACUGCCACUUCCUGAACCACUAAGACGAUAAAAGUCUAACACGGUUAAGUGAGUAAAACUUCUUCAGUUCAGCAAACGCAAACCCUUAUGUUUAGAUAUUUAUGGCCGAUUUCUGAUCUCUGGUUUCUGAAAGUUCUGACCUGAUAAUUAGCAACGUUCAAAUGAUUUGUUUCCAGUCUUGCUGUCCGAACGGACAUUUCUUGUUUACUGUUGAAACCAGAUUUUUACAGCAACUAUUUAAAAAGAAAGAAAAAAAAAAGACACUUCACUCUGUUUUUGUUGUUGUUGUUUUUUCUCUAAUUUUCUGGUAUUACAUCAGAGUAAAACUGUGAAGGGUUUCAUAUGUUUGGGCCCAUUCUUCCUGCAAACACAUCUCGUGGAAUAAAAGGUAAUUGACCCAAUUAUGACUUUGGUAUUGUCCAACAUUCUCUGCUGGGACCGGGUCUGGACCUGCUGCUGUCUCAGCUGAGACUGUGGAGUGUUUCCCAUUGUCUUGGUUAAAAUGCAUUGAUGUGGUUCUGGAAGCACCAUAAGUUGCUCUAAAAAUACUCUCUAGAUUGUUAUGCAUCAGGGCUUUUGCCAAGGAAACUGAUUCAACCGCAUCUACGACUUAUAAAGAACCUUAACGCUUCUGGACGAGAUUAGAGUCAGUCUUCUUUUUUUUAUGGUACAAUGUAUGAAUGUAAUUUUGUUUUUUGGAGCUUAACAAAACAAUCUUUUGUUGUUCUGUCAGCUGUUAUCGGAUGACCAUGACAGGCUCGCUCACUGACAUUCCUUCAGAUUUACUUUUAACGGUACCAUAAUAUUCUCUAUUCUCUUUUAGUCUUUUUAUCAGAAACUUUUUUUAUAAGAAGCUUAACUAUUUUCUUUCACUUCUCAGCUUAAACUAGACCAACUCAUCGCACAGUGACUUGUUGAUACAUCCUACUAAACUUCCUUUUCGUACUCUGGAUAUUUUAUAUUUUUUUAAUGCAAUUAUGAACGAAUUUGAACAAACAAAACAAAACAGAUUAUUAUGGGUCUAAAUUGUCUCCAAGAAAAACGGUUUGGAAUCAUUUUUUUUCCCCCCACAUAAAGAUAUUCCAAACUUUUUUGUUUUUAUUUUUUAAAAAGCUGUACAAUCUGAAUUAAUAUUCAAGUUGACUUUCAAAAUAAUGUAAAGCUUCAUUUUAUUUUAUUUUUUUUUAUGUCAGUUGUGGUCUGUGUGUUCAGCUCUACUGAAAUUGGUAAUUAAAAAUAAAAAUGUACUUAAACUGCCUUGCUGUCAGCGACAUAAACAACUGGUGAGGCUUUUUUUUUGUUCGUAAUCCAUGAUGUAAAACAUAUUUAAUAAUAAAAAAUUUAGCAGAGAGCAGAUGAGGAAAACAAAUACUAGAAUAUUGCAGUUUUUGAUUGGUUUCACAGUUAGUCUUCAAAUAAUGUCAUUUUGGAUUGGUGUUGAAUUGUUUUGGGUUUUUUUAGUACUGAAAAUGUUCCUAUAUAAAUGUGUUAGGCAGUAUUGACCCGAAUCAGCCCCCGUGUGUCAGUAUGUUGCUCUGUAUUUAUAUUAGAAAAAUAUAACGUGUCAUGCCAAAUGGUGUCAUAUUUGCUGCCAUUGAAUUGUUUGGUUAGAAUAAAUCUGCAACCCUGGACUAAUAUACAGUAUAUAUUAUAUAUAAAAAUUGAUAUUUACCCGUUACCAAAAUCAUGUGUUCUUAUCCGAAAUCCUAAAAAGCAAAAUCAAGAUAAGAAUUUUUUUUUUGCCAUUGAAAGCUAAAAAAACCAACCACAAACUGACAUGAAACUUAAUUAAAUGUUUUCCAUUCGAGUUCGUUUCUCAUGGCUACAGGUGCUGCUGCUGCAUGUGCAGAAAUCGAGGAGGUUAAUGUGGCUUGUGACAGGAAAAGCUUAAGAAUCCACCAUGAAAACACUUUUUCUGCAAGUUGCUAGAAGAAUGGGAAAUAUUUCAAAUUAAUCAUUAAACUAACUGAAUGAGUGAAGAGUAAAAAAAAAUAAAUUAAAAUUUUAAAUCGGCCACUGAAAGUAUUACUUUAGUAUAGCAAAAGAUGGAAACCCUUUAAGUCGUACUAAAUAUGUGACUUAUGCAUUUUAUAUACUGUAUUUACAGUAUAUAAUAUCAAAUAUUCCUAAAUACAAGUGGACUUUCAGAUGAUUAUUAAAAUAAAGUGUAUUUGACUCCACAUCAUACUUAAAUGUCAGCUUAAUCUAAAAGAAGUUAAUAAAAUAUGAAUGAUACUCGAUGUUUAGGUUAUUUUUUUUAGAGAACUCAGACGCUGCCGGUUCAUUUUUACCUUUUUUUGUUUUUAAAAUAAUCACACUGAUAAAUACUUCUAUUUUAAACUCUGCACACACAACUGCUCAUUGUCAAAGCCUCGGUGUAAAUGAUGGCUACUGCAGAGCAAAUGGUAGUUUUGCAAAUAUUUGUGAAUCAAUUGUAAACGCAAUGUCUGUUUUCCGAUUUAAUAUAUAAGAAUAAAUCAAAUCAACGCAG